AUGACAAUAAGAACCUAUAUGCAGUUCACGACAAUGGUCUAUAGAUACUGCACUGAGACCUACCAGCUCGGGUUCCGCGCUUGUGUUAACGUGAUGGACCGUGCCCAGGAGGACUUGAAAUCAAUUCGAGGAUUCAUCGCGGUCAAGGUCGAUGCCGUAACCAGAAACUGCCAAAAAAUUGGAUGGACAAGAGCUGCUGAAAUACCUCAACACAGAAUGGGAACUUUUUGA
Molecule: messenger RNA, 231 nt
Organism: Caenorhabditis remanei
Lineage: Eukaryota; Metazoa; Nematoda; Chromadorea; Rhabditida; Rhabditidae
Exons: 2
Coding region: 1-231 (76 amino acids)
Source: RefSeq, a predicted model, not a curated record